CUUCGCACGCGGUGGCCGACCCGCGACCGGCACUCGUGUAUCUCCGUUCACACGUGCGGAUUCGCAGCUGCUCGCGCGGUUUUUCGAUUUGAGGAUGCGCGCAGUGAUACCCGCCCGGAGAUAACCGCGGGAUUUAGUGUAACUCUUUGGAAUUCGAGGAAAGCCUUCAGUGCUGUCGCAACGUGAGCAGUGGAUCCAGGAAUUAACGUCAACGUCCAUGAUAAAGAGACCCUGGGAAAAGAAACGUUUCAAGAGAAAGAAGGGCCUGUUAUUUAGUCGGCAGGUAGAGGCGUUCAUGAGAGUCAGCGCUAAUCAAUGUGCACUCGGCUCCUUCCUGUGAAAGUUAAACAACUGUCCGAGCUAAAAAAUGAACGAUUGCAAACAUACCUGGACGCAAGUUAAUAUUGGACGUGGGAACCGGGAACCCAGCGUUGAAAAAGACAUUCUUGUUUAUUUGCGGAUCGAUCCGUUUCAGCCAUUAAACGAUGAUUCUGCAGCCCACACAAGUGGCUUACCUGUUACCUCUCAAUUUUGCAUACAAGUCAAAGAAUACAUCUUUGAAAAUGCCUGAAAAUGCCGAUACUAUUGAAACAAUUACAAACCUUCAGCAUGGCGUCAAAAUGGCGGGAUAUCUGGAGAAAAGGGGAAAACUGGGUAUGAUGGGGACUCGUUGGCGGCGGUGGUGGUGUGUGCUGGAGGGACGGCUCCUGCUGUACUACAAGUCGCAGAACGAGUACUCGAACCUGUCUCCCUGUCGGGGAUCCCUCAACAUGGGUCUCGCGGCGAGCGUUACCCCGGCCCGUAAUUUCCAGCUCCACGUUACCACAAGGUCUCAGCUUUGCGUUCUGAGAGCGAAGAAUCAAGUGGAGCAAGAAAGGUGGCUGCAAGCUCUCCUGGACUCCAUGACACUACAACCCCUACCUUCUCAUCCGAAUGCCGCCGUAGGGGCAACCAGACCUGUUCAACAAUUCCGACAUCCAUCCAAGAGUCAGGAAAAAGACGAACUUUCAACACGAAGAAGAGCUGAUCGUAACCUUGCCAACGGUGGUCACAUUCUUAUGUCUCCAACUGGAGAGCUAAACCCUUUCGAAGAAAUGGAGUUGAAAGAUGAAAAAAUCAAAAGACUGAGUUACUGUGAGCCACCACAAAAGAACUCGAAGAUAAAAAAGCAAAAUCGAUACUCAGAAAGUUUCGUCACCGGUGUCAAAGAGCUGGACGAGAACUUCAAUACGAGAGAUUUUAACGAGGGAGAGAAAAACGAGAGCUUCAUUUUCAGCUGCCCAGACGGGAGCAUAAAGGACCCUGCUAUUGAUUUGGAAGAUGAAAUCUACAUGAAUCUAGUCAAUGACUCACUAACGGAAAAGCAUAGAAAAAAAAGAAUCAUGAAAAAUAACCGCAGAAAUGACCCUCCAAAAUCCGAUGAAAAUAGUAAAUUAUACGAAAAGAAAGUGAUUAAACAGUACAGUCCUGUGUCGGGUGAAAAAAAUGAAAUGAUGAGCUCAGAAAAACUCAAGACUCGAGAUAGCUUAUCGAAGGAUAAGAAAAUGAGCCUACAAGACUGCCGUCUGAGAAUCAGGUCGGACAUGAAUCUCUAUUCAGAUCCCAUGGGCUCGGUCGAAAGACUCUUCACAGGUAUCAACAAGGACACGAGGAUAACCAGAAGGAAAAGUAAUGAAAUUAAAGAGAACAUACUCAAAAUGAGGAGUAUCUCGGAUGCCUGUUUGCUCAAGAGCAUCUACGAUGAUAGCUUGUUACCGUUCGAAAGUGAGCUCAUGAAAAGUUCCAGCAAAGUUGACCUGGAAUCAGGAGAUCCCGGGGGAAACGGAAAAAGCAAAUCUUGCGAGAAUGUGUUCAUGAGUUUCAAGCUGGUGGAUUCCAAUCUGAGCUCGGACUCGAGUUUAGAUGUCUCCCAGUCGAAAACUUCCAGUUCCAAUGCGACGAAAAGCAGCGAUCGCUCGAAUCCCAGUCCGGCCGACUCGACCCCUAGAAGAACGGACUCCUUUCUCAAGCGUAUUAUCACGCCCAACUCCAGGGAUGUCGACAAAGUUGAUGGCGUCAAAAAACGCUCGUCCUUCAGUUUUUUCCAUAAACUUGUUUCCAAGCGCAAAAUUAAAGAAGCCAACUCCAUUCCGGUCAGUGAGGAGGAAGAUAUUGUGUCAAACAAUGCCGCUUCAAGCCAAUAUCAGCAGUCAACCGAAAGUGAAGAGUCAAACUCCUCUUUCGCUGAAUGUCAGACCCUUCCAGUCAAAUGCAAAAUUAACCCUUGUUUUGAAAGUCCACCAUCCCCUGGACCAGAACCAAGACCAGACUAUGAUGAAUACUCAUCAGAUAGUGACAGCAUUGAGCUAACAAGCGCGGAGUUGGAAUUUCCUACACGAGAGGAGACAAGAUCCAAAUCUCCUCGGGUUGACAUUUCGAAGGACGAUUUACCAAUUGGCUACACUAUUCCACCCCCGUUACCACUAAAAAUUAAGCGCCUUUCUCAGAAUCAAAACCCUACAUAUGUGAAUUUUAUCCUCCCAGCUCAAAUUAACACGUUAGACUCUAUAGAUGGCACUUUGAUCAAACCAGACUUUGAUGAAAUAAUCUCAAAAAACAAGAAAAUAGGCUCAGAGGAGCCACUUUAUGAUGUUCCAAGACCACACACAGCUUUAUCAUUGACAACCAAAGAGAACGAUUUGCAUUAUUCGCUUGCUACUGACUCAUUCAACGGUGAUUUAAGAGGAAACACGAUACAAGAACCUGAUUCUCUCGAUGUUUCUACAAAACAAAUUUUUAUAACUGAUACUGAAAACUGUCUCACACCAGAUUCACUUGAGAUUAACUGGUGUAUGAAGAAAGCCGAGUCUUGGAUACGCUAUCCGUUCAACCAGGAUAUAUUUUGUUUGAAAGGCGAACAGUUUCAAGACUCGCUGGAUUUUGAAGGACAGUCUCAAAGUCACUUGCUCCAUUACUGAGAGCUGCGUUACUAGAAUGGAUCGCUGAUUUUACCUAUAAUUAUGUACCCUUUUGCAUAUAAAAAAGACUGCUUAGCUCUAAUGUGUUACUGUUUACUUACUAAUUGUAUUGACUGAAACAAUUCAAACAAAGAGAAGAAAAACAUA
This is a messenger RNA of Bemisia tabaci, 3104 nucleotides long. RefSeq lists its product as uncharacterized. The record is from RefSeq and is a predicted model, not a curated record. Lineage: Eukaryota; Metazoa; Arthropoda; Insecta; Hemiptera; Aleyrodidae.